AUGGACGCACGCAUCCGCGCCAUCGUCGACGCCAUCCAUGCCAGCCCCACGCAGGCUGUCAUCUACCUCGCCGGAGGUGCCUCUCAGGUGUUUCGGUCUCUCGUCAUCUGUUUCUUAGUUUCCCUCGCUAUUGCCGACUCCCGUCAACGGCAGGUAUCUAGAGGAUUCCGGCGGUAGAAUUCUGAAAAUUGGUUUUCUUUUUUCGAUUGCUGCCUCCAGGCGCUCGGGUGGCUGCUGUCUGUUCCAGGAGCUUCUAACACUGUUCUCGAGGCUUUGGUUCCCUACUCCAAGACCUCCCUGUCCCAACUACUCGGCAAGGUAACACGCCCUCUUCUUCCCUACGAAUAAUUUUCCCUAUUCGACAUCUCUUUUCAUCUCGAACCCCGACAACUUGUUUGUGUGUCUGUUUUAGUUUUGUCCUUUCGAUAUGUGCGGCCUCUUGUUCCAUAUUUGUCUGCCUCUUACCAGAAGAGCAUUCAAGCUCUGGAGUGUGGUGCCUUUGAUGGAAAGAUGAAAAGAAUCGUUUGUCUGGGUACGUCUUGAUGCGGGGAAAGUUUGUGCAUUAUUUAUUGAUUGAAGGUCUUGGGAUCGAAUUCAAUUAUAGCCUGAUAGGCCGGGAAAGUUUGUGCAACCCUGCCAAGUUUGAAUACACAUAAAACAUAUUUGUUUCCCUAGGAGUCAUUAGAUGCAAUCUCUCGUUUGUAGGAGGAUGGUUUGUCCAUCAUCUUCUCAUUCUUAUUUUCUAUUAGUCGCUUUGAUCCAUUCCAAAGAGGUAGCCAUCCGGUGCGUGAGGAACUUUAUGAGCAUUUAGUUCGACAUCAGACCUAGGUUUUCCCCCUAAAUCGCCAUUGAUAAUUCACUCAAUUAGGAAAUACAAUUCAGGCUGUGGCUUAUUGAUGCAGUGUUAGUAAUAAUAAUGGACGAAUAUCUGAGCAACAAUAAAUUUCAAAGAAUGAGAACCUUACCGUAAACCGCAGUAUAAACAAGGAGGAUGAAGAAAAAUUAUGUCAUGGAAAACCGUACUACAUCAUAUUCUAAUUCUUUUUUUAAAAGGAAGAAUUUUCAAAAAUUGCUUUUGUACUAUACUUUUAAUCUAUUAUUGAGUACCUCAGGUGGAUCGUACCUCUGAAAACUGCUUUUAAGGUUUACAGUCUAGCCGUGUGCUGCCUUUUAAUAUUUGCUGGUCCACUUUAUUCAUAUGGGUUGGAUUUACCGCACUGAGGUACUUCUUGACUCAUGAAAGUUUUGAUGUCUUCACAAGGCCUAAACAUAGGUGCUUCCAAUCCAUAUCUGCUUCUUCACAAGUUUUGAUGUCUUCACCAGGCCUAUCCAUAUAGUUUAAAAAUACGAAUACUCAUAACUGGACUAUGUUAUCAUCAAGGCAAUCUUAGAGCUCAGCAAAAGGGUUAUUCAAAAGUCACAUGAAAGAUAUCUACCACUUUUUUGUUUUGAAUUCUACUUUGUCACAUGACUGCGACAUUUUUUUAUUACAGAAGAUUGUUUUCUUCUCUCAAACCCAAGAAACAUCAGAGAGCAUAUUUCGAAAAUGGAGUAAAUAUGAAGAAUUCAUGUUAUUGCAUAUUUGAAAUCACACUUCUUUGUGUGGUUUAACGUAUCUUGAGCUAAGAACAGAUUUUUGAUGUUAAAAGGAACUGCAUUCUUGUCUUGAUUUAACAUAAGCCUUAAAAAUUCUAACAUUAUUGUGAUCAGUUUAGUUUCUUAGUCCAGCUUAAUCACCUUUGUGGGAAGUGCCCAGGUUCUUUAGGACAUGAUGAUUUAAUGCUAAACUAGAUCUAGUUUCUGUCCUUCAUAGGAUGCUGGAAACACAUAUAUUAUUGCGCAAGGUGUUUCUAUUCCCGUGUGUUACUGCUGAGCAAUGAAAGCCUAUCAAAUCCUGAGAGAACUGCUACAGAGAUAAUUAUAAAAAAUGUACGAUCUAUUCAUGUACAAAGUGUCUUGUAGGUUAAGAGUUCAGACAACAGUAUCUCGUAGGAUUAGGGUCAAUUAAUGGUAAUGAUAAGAUCUUAGAUUUAUGGAGAAACCACAACCAGAAAGGUCUGGUUUCUUUGCAUAAUCUUAUUAGCUAAUAUAAGACGACAGAGGUUAGGCAUGGUACUAAUGCUUUCCAAUCAAAGAUAGCGUGUUUUUCUCAUUCAGGUCUUUGAUGUCAAUGCCUUUUGUCUUCUGGGAAAUUAGUUCAGUUAAUUGUAACCUGAAAUGAAUUUUCUUCUUUAGGAGCUCACUGUUACAGAACUUCAUAGGAGUGACUAUCAGCUCAUGUACCAGAGUACUACAUAGGACCAUUGGAUUUUAGAUAAUAGGCAAUAUGUUCUAAUGAUUGGAUCCCAGGGAUACCCUCAUCUAUUCACGAGGUUAAAUUGCACAACUAUGCUACCAACAAGGUAGUGUACUCAUCGUGCGAAUAGUGCAUAUCUUUAAAAAGCUCCUUGCUGGUCCAAAACUAUGUUGACUGAAACUUUGGAACACUUUCUAUGGGGAUUAAUGUCAAGCAUCAUGACAAAAGGAAAGCUUAUCCAUAGUCAUGGGGCCAUCUAUUACAGACAGGAAAACACCAGAUUCUGGUGGAAGACUCGAUAUGGUCCUGGCAAUAGAUGAAAUAGUAUCAUUGACACUGAGGCGAUCUAUUUCAGUAUCUUUUCUGUAGUGUAUGUCCUAUAGUUUCAUUUAAACUAUUACUAAGUUCUAUGACAAUGGGACCAUACAUUUAGUUCACUUGCUGUUCAAGGUCUCGGUCUAGUGUUGUAACCUGCCAGCAAACUUUACCUAUUUAAUUCAGUGGUCUGGGUCAGAUGAAGAUGGACUGUCUUGAUUGGACCAUAUGUCUUAAUUCAGUGUAUUGUUCCCAUGCGAAUUAUCAAUUAAUCCCCUCUAUAAUGCUUUUAGAUUUUUGUUCACAUGUGAAUCCCUCUGUAACAUCCCAUGUCUCUAUGUUACAUGCCCAUUGGCAAAGCUUAUUGUACAAAUUAUCGUAUUAUUUCAGCAGACAAACUGUUAAAAUCGCUGAAGUUGCAAUGUAUCAUAAAAAAUAAGCUGCUUAAUGACUAGGGGUCGUUAACUCACUGCCAAAUCUCUAACUCUGCAUACAGAUUGUACGAAAUACGGAGUUCUGCAAUUAAGCCCUAUACCUUUCACCAAUUCUUCAGUUUGUGCGUUGGUUAUAUGCAUUUACCAUCAGCUGUCGUUCUUUCAACAGAAGCAAGGAGCUCAAUAUACAGUACUUAGAAAAACAGCCCUAAGAAGAUAACAUUAUAAGUUUUUUUCUGUGUUAAUCUUUCUAUUGGUAUGGUGUUCUGAAAAACGGUCAGUCUCUUUUGGCAUCAACAAAAAACUUGCAAGUAAAAUAUCUUGCAAUUUAUUUCUCUCUUUCGUCAAUGAUCAUCUAAGAGGAGAGGACGGUGGUGGCGUUUUCAUCUAGUUGUACUAUUUGCUGUUGUUUUUUUCUUCUGUGCUUUUUUUCUGUAUGGUAACGUUGGGCUUGGUUGCUGCUUUCAACAUAAUUGUGUUAUAGACCGCCUUGAAAUAAUAAGUCACAAAAAGUGCAAGCCAUUAGAUUGUCGCUUAUCUAAGUUUGUUCGAUAUAUCAUUAACAAGUGCAUAGAAUUUGUCAGAGUUACUAGAUAAGAUGAUCUUCAACAUAAUCUUUUGAUUUAUUACCUAUUUCCAUCAUGUUUUUUCUUUUUACCUUCACAUCCUUGGAUUUUCCCAAGUUUUUUAACUUUAGUUUUCUAAUCUCGCAUCUCUUUUUGUUGAGGUAUGCCCUUAUCUUCACACUUGCUUUCCUUCUUCAAAAUGACUGCCCCAUGGUUUUUUAAGUAUCUUUUGAUUUUUCUCCCCGUCAGUUUGGCUGUGCCACAGCCUGCUCCUAGUUUUAUCUCUUCAAUCCAGUCUAAUUUGCAAAUUUAUAGUAAGUCUGUGGGCAAAGGUUAUUGUCUUUUUGUGGACUUUUCAUACGUUCUAAUUCACAAGCAAGCACAGACAUACUAGACAACAUAGAAAGUAGAAGAAAUCUAAGGUCGCAUAUCAUUAAAAUCGUGUAUCAUCAAUAGAGUUUACUUUAUUCAGUUGGCUACUACAUCUGAUAGACCUUGACUUGGGUAUGUGUAAAUUAUGAUGCUAAUCAGUAACUUUGAUUAACGAAUCCUGGUAAUAGAAAGUGGUCUUGUUGUCUUAAAUAAAGGCAUUUCAAUGCUACAUAUUGUAUGUUGGAUUUAUCACUCUGUUUCCUUACCUAUUGAAUUCUAGGUUCCUUCGCAUUUCACUAGCCAAGAAGUUGUGGAAGAAAUGGCAGUGUUGGCCUACAAUCGUGCAUUGAAGCUGUCUAGACCAGGUUCUCGUUCUUCAAUGGUUUUUUAGAAGGCUAAAUCAUAACAAUGUUUUUCUACUUUGUUUAUCUGCUUCAUUCAUCCUUCCGUACCUUUUGUUUAUCUGAUAUCAAACGGAGUUGGCUAAAUUUUGGUUCAAGGGAAUUCCUCCUAGAAGACCUUGGUGUUCAGAUUUUGUUGAAGUUAUGUUAGAAUAUUCAAUAAGUUGUUAAUUCAUUAGUCUCAAUUUCAUCAUGUUGAUAGAAAAGAGGACGAGAAGACACCUCAGAUAUGGAGAUGGCGGGUGUUUUGUACCUUAAACAUAUCACAUAGAAAGAUCUAGUACAAGUGUGCUGAGGAUACAUAAUUGAAGAUAAAAUAGAAAGACAUCAACGCAUUCAUGUUCUUGGCAUUCUCACUCAAUAAAAUUACAGAUACUUGUCAUGUUGACCUUGCAUAAUGUUGUGCUGAAGUCGCCUUGUGUAAAUCUGUCAAUCUAAAUAGCUAAACAUUGGCCAUUUGAAUUGACAUACGACUCUCUAUGGAUUUGAGCUUCGCUCAAAUGUAGUGGUGAUCAAUUUCAAUAUGUUUUGUUGUAUCAUAUAUAUUUUUUUUCAUAUCGGUGACUACCUUGCUAUUGCGAUAUAACUUCAUAUGCAACUUCAUUUAGACAUCUUGAAUAAAAUCUUAAGCCAUAGGUUCCCAUCAAUUUUAUGAGCUGUUACCUAAUAUUUUUUUUGCACUUGAUGUGGCUCAUAAAAUUGCAUCUCUUCUCUAGUAACAAGGUUUCCACCAACAAAGAGUAUAUCUCCUAUGAUCAUCCAAACCCACUUGCUAACCUGAUGUCUAUCCUUCAAGAGAUGGCAUUUUCUAGAGUACCACAAUCCUUACUUAGAACCAACUGAUUUAGUAUAUCUUAACAUUCGUCUUAUACCUUGCCUAUCAAGAGCUUGUAUACGAUUUAAAAGUAGUCAAUCCCUUUUUUUUGCACGAAUAUGAAUUAAGUUUAUUUUCUGACCUCAGUGUAGAAGACUAAUUCAUCCUCAUUUUGAUUCUUACAAUGACUUGGGACCAACAUUAGGUAGAUGAUCGUCAAGCUGAUGGCUCCUGCUUCAGUGAUAAUAUCCUUUAUUCUGUUCAUAGUAAUUGCCUUUUUGAACUUAAAUUGAAGGAAUAUGUAGAAAACAAGGCAGAGGAGGUACUUAUCAUUGGGUUUGUUUUAAAGUUGAUAACCUCAAGUAAUGGUAAGAAGCAUGGUAGCAUUGACGGCAGAUUUGUUUAUGAUUAGUUUGAAGUGAAGGUUUAGUGGCGCCUUUAUAAAAUUUUAUUCAACUUUGGGUUAAUCUUCUGUAUGAAGCUUGGUCAGAACGUUUAAUGAAUGAAAGUGAUGAGUUAGUAUUCAUCUGCCAAUGUAUACAAAAAAUAAGUUAUAGCGUUUGCAAAAUUCGAGGUAGAACUUGAGUGUUGAUCCCUGAAAGUGAAGUGUGAACACUUGUGUAAAGUGUCGACUGAUGAAGCCUAAGUUUGGACAUUUGAGAGCAAAAUAGAAACUAGAAAAACGUAGGGAGAAGCGACCCCUAUACCUUAGGUGUUGACACUUGGAUAUGUGUUUGAACUAAACCUCAGAAUUUUUAGCACCUAUAUAAAGAAGAAAAAUAAGUCUCAAAGGUCAACCUGUGAUAAGGCAGGAUUGUCACACAAUUAUAGCUUGUAGUCUGACAGAUUGACUCCUAGCUUUUUCAAGUUAUAUUUCCAAUUUUUACAUCACCAUGCCUUGGCUUGAUUUAUUUUACCCAGUCCUAGUUUAUUUCAAUAAUGAAAAACCAUAACUUGGGAACUAGAUGCUAGAUCUUUAAAAGAAGGGCUCUUGGAUUAUUGUUUAUAAUACUAUAACCUUUUUGAACUUCAUGGGCUUCAAAUUUUUAUUCUCUUUUUCAGUGUGUGCACUACCUGCCAAUAAACCAACCUUAUAGUUAACUUCCUUGGCUUUAUUUUUUUCCCUUUCCCCCUUUGAAGUUCUGCUAACAAUCGCAAGACAUUCAUUUUUAGUUAAAGAACCCUUUGUCUGAUAUUGUGUUACCAUAUAUCAUGUAUUUCCAGUUCUGCCAAAAACCUUUUUUUGAAGCAUCCACGUCUCACAUCUGUCUUCAUAGAAUCAUGCUAACAGAGAUAAAUAACCCAGAGAUCAUAAUGCUGUAUUUGAGAAGCCACUCUUGAUCUUUAAAUGCUUCUUACUUCUGGCUAUAGAACUUCCUCUUUAUGUAUCCUUAUUUACCAUCUUUAUUGCUGAAAUGAUAGUCUGCAAUAAACUAGUGCCAAUAGAUGAUGUGCUAUUAACAAAUACUUGAGUUGCUACAUAUCAAGGUUCCCAUCACGCUAUUUUACGUGAAACUCUGUCCUCAAGAACAGUCCAACCUAGUUGAUGAAAGAAGAGGGCAAUACAAACUGUGGUAGGCCAUUGGAAAACUGUUAGGAUCCCCGAUUGGGGGUCUUAACCAUAGCACCCAGCAGAGACAACAACAAGAGUAAGGAUUAGGGUAAGAGCUAAAGAACACUAAAGUAGUAAUGAAGAAGUAGCAAACCCACCCUAGAACAAAGAGGUCUUUUGAGAGGAUCCCCUAACCCUCCUGCGGCUGCAGCCCUAACUCUAGUCAGAAUACCCCCUUCUUCUCUCCCAACCCUCUUCUAUGAAAAAGAGCCUCCUCAGCCAAGGAGAAAGACUAUAGUACCCUUUAAUGGGCUUGACCCAGAACCCCUUUUAAGGUUUCAAUUCAUCUCCUCAGUCUCUUUGGGGACUUGUCUUGGGCUCUUUUCUAUGUCUCGAGUAUGUUUGACUCCCUUGGAACCUAACAUUACACCCUACUGCCAAAGUCACCUUGUCCCCAAGAAUAAACUCUGGGAACUGUCGCUGUAAGGUAGGAACCGACUCCCAUGUGGCUUCUUCUUUAGGAAAGUGGUCCAACUGGACCACGGCUUUGGUCUCUUCUGUAGUGGAGCAUAUGUUCAGGACCUGUUGAGGGCUGAUGUUCCAAUUGAGGUCAGCGUCCAGUUGUGGUGGUAGUAGAAUGCUAUGAUGUGCUUCUCCAAUCGCCUUCUUGAUCUGUGAUACAUGGAAAAUAGGGUGAAGUUGGGCUGUUGGUGGGAGUUGUAAACAAUAAGCUAGCAGACUGACGCGCUCUGUGAUUUGAUAUGAUCUGAAAAAUCGUGGAGUGAGCUUCUCAUUUGGUUGGCACACAAUGGACUGUAGGCAAUCGGGGCGGAGCUUCAAAUAAACCCAAUUGCUGACUAAUAUGCUGCACUUCCUGAUGCUUACCAUCUGCUUGCGCCUUCAUUUGAGCCUGUGCUCGUGGCAGGUGCUACAUAAGAUGUAUGAGGAUCUCAUCACGAUCUUUUUAUUGCUAAAUAAUAUUUGUGGAUACCUCCUCUCAUGUGUCUACUCUAAUCAACGAAGGAGGGUUCUUGCCAUAAAGAAUUUUGAACGGGGUGAAACUAGUUGUGAAAUGAAAGGCUGUAUUAUAUCAAUGUUCUGCCUAUGCAAGCCAUUUACUCUAUUUUCAUGAUUGAUUGCCUGAAAAUAGUGAAGAUAAGUCUCCAAACAAGGAUUUACCACCUCUGUUUGGCAAUCAGUCUGUGGGUUAUAGGCAGUGCUGUGCUGAAGCUUGAUUCUAUGUAGUAUGAAGAUCUCUAUCUAAAAAUGACCCAUGAAGAUUCUGUCUCUGUCCAAAACUUUGAAGAGAGGUGUCUCAUGUAAUCGAAUAAUGUCAGGAACACCAACUACUCUCUGGGCUGUGUAUAGGUGUUUCAACAACGAGAAAUGAGUGUAUUUGUUGAAACAAUCAACCACGGCCAUAACACUGUUACAACCAGAGGACUUUGUAACCCAUCAAUAAAAUCCAUCAAUAAGUCAUCCCAUACCUGAUUUAGGAUUGCUAAAGGCUGGAGUAAUAUGCUGGAGAUAAGGUUUGAUACUUAUUUUCUUGAUAGAUUGAACACUUGGCUACAUACUCAUGAACAAUCUUCUUCAUCCCAUUCCAACAUAUGUCUUGGACAUGUCUUAAGCGCUUCUCAUGUGUUGGGUGGUCCUUGUUGUAAAUUAAAUUAUCAUCAAAGAACACUAAUAGCAAUUUGUGGAGAAAUUCUCAGAAAACUUAAUUAAUUUGAGAUUGGAAUGUAGAUAGUGCAUUAGAUAGUCCGAAAGAUAUCACCCGAAACUUGUAGUGCCCCUCAUGUGUGUUGAAGUUUUUUUUUGGGAAUAUUAAACUUUUUCAUCUUGAUUUGGUGGUAACUUGAUUUCAAAUUGAGUUUGGAGAAGAUUGUGGGCCCAUAUAGGUCAUCCAAUAGCUGAUUGGAUACAUAAAGAUCACUCAUCUAUCACAACCCAGAAGAGUGGAUCUACUGAGCGGAGAUCUUCUUUGCAAUACAUUCUAUGUCAUAAGCAGAGAAGAUGAUGGCGGCUAAGUUGAGCUUUUAGGAGGAGAAUAUUGCCUGGUAUCACUCACUGGAUUGAUGCCAGGUGCCCGUGACUUUGUGGGACCUUAAACAGCAUUUGAUGGAAUGCUUCAAGUCUACCCAAGCUGGGACUCUUAGUGAGUAAAAAAGGGAUUUCAAGUUAAUGUCCUCUUCAAUGGACGAGUUACAAGAGAGGGUGGGUCCUCAAGAGCACCUUCAUUAAAAGGCUGAAGCAUGAGGUUCGAACAAAAGUCAAACUACAUAAUCCCAAGGACCUAAAGGCAAUCAUGCGGAUAGCACAGCUCGUGAAGGAGAGGAAGAAUGCACUAUGACCUGCAAGAGAGAAUGCAGGGACCAGAAUCACAAAGCCUAACCUCUAUAAUGGAAUGGCCUCUGGUCUGCACAGGUUUCCCAUAAGGAAUGGAGACUAUGCCAAGAGGAGACCGACUGAAUCUGGUCUCCAAUAAGAAACACAAGUGGAUAGACUCAACAAUUGAGGGUCAAGAGGCCCAUCAGCAAGAGGAGGCCCAACUACACCUUUUAGAGAAGGAACAAAGAGGCCUCUCGACCUAAUGGAAGAAGAGUUGCAGUUCCGGCAUCCCAAGGGUCUAUGCUUCUCAUGUGACGAGAAGUUCACACCAAGGGCAUGUGUGCGAACGGGAGCUUCAGGUCCUUAUCGUCCUUGAGGAAGAUCUAGAACAAGAAAUUCCAACAUAAUGGGUAGACACAAAAGUCCACAAACUGGAGGCUGACAUUAGGAUAGAAUUGCAGUCAAUGGGGUAUAUCAAAUUGUCACGCAAUUCAAUGGUAGAACUGACAGAUUCGGGGAUGCUAAACCUUUGGAGAAAGGCGAAUGUAAUGAGGUAUCAGUCUUAAUGGACAACGGCGCAACACAUAAUUUCAUUUCUAUGGAAUAAGUUCAAAAAUUGUGCCUGCCACUGACCCUCACAGCGAAUUAUGGAGUCAUCUUAGGCACGUGUGAAGGUGAAGAGCAUGGGUAUUUGGAAGGAUUUGUUGUUAGAGUUGUCUGAGUAAAGUGAAGGAGAUCUGAAUAAUACUAAUUUGAUUAUAGGAAUGCAAUGGCUGAAAUCGUUGGGGCCUAUGGAGAUCAUUUGGAAUAAAUACAUUUUGAGCUUCAGCAAAAGUGGAUCCAAGAUCACACUCAAAGGGGACCAAAGUCUAUGCAUGUCAAAUAUUACCUUGAAAUCCUUAGCAAAAGAGCUGCAACUUGGGGACAGCUUCCUAGUAGAGCUGUAUCAAAUCACUUCAGAAGACAAAGUGGCUGCAAAGCAAGUAAUGAUCAAAUUGAACCAGUAUUCUGUUGAUCUGACGCAACUUCAAUUGAAAUUUCCGGAGAUAUUUCUUGCCCCUGUGGGCCUACCACUAGAAAGGGACAUUGACUACACAAUUACAUUACUUCUGGGGACUACUCCAAUCAACGUCUGAUCCUAUGGGUACCCCAGUUUCAAGAAAUGUGAAAUUGAGAAAUUAAUCAGAGAGAUGUGUACAGUAGGAAUCAUUUAGCCAACUUUUCUCAGCCAAUAGCAGUAGGAAUCAUCAUCCAAUAGAUGAAUCAUUCACGCUCAUACUUUAGAUUUAUCCAACUUUUCUCAGGUUUCGCAACUGUGCUCUGGGGAUGCUACUGGAAAUAGGAGUCCACUAAAUUCUUAAGACGAAUUGUUACCAACUCAAAGUUGAAAAUGAAGAACAAAGAUGAACUGAAAAGCAAUGGAAAAAACAUGUCUGGCGUAUGGCUGACAUGAUGUGCAUGAUUACCAGGAAUAAAGAUGGCAUUGUUUAGAGCAGAAAAUUAGAUAUUACUUGAAGUAGGGUUCAUUGGCCUAAGGCAUCUGAUAGUAGUAAUAAUUUGCAUUGUUGUAUUGUGGUGUUUUUCAUAUUUGUGUUUGUAUUAAUAAAGGUAUUGAUUUUAUAAAGAUUUCCAUGACGUUUUUGUGUGUGGAUUAUAUUUUUGGUUGCUGAGCCAUUUUAAAGAUUGCUGUAUGCUUUUCUACGGAUUUUGGUUUCUCACGAGUUCCCUAGGUGCGAAUUCUUGUAUUAGUGACUCAGAUAGAUUUAUUGGGUUCGAUGUCCUGAGACCAAAUUUCAGCGCAGCAUUUCCUAGCAUCUUUCUGUUGAUUCUGGCUUCUACUUUCCUUUUAUGUUUAUUAACUGUUAUGCUGUGAAUUAUAAAGUUUGAAAUGUUUUAGUUCAAUUCAUGUCAUAGUUCAACUCUUGUUGACAGGCUGUCCAGUUCUAGGUGUGGGCUUUUCAGGCUCUUUAGCUAGUGUAGGUCCAAAACGUGGAGGGCAUAGGUAUGCAUUUCCUGUCUGUUUAUUUAUUAACAUAAUAGAGAAACUCCAGAUCCACUGUUUUACAUGUAAUAGUCCUUUUGUGCACACAUCUUCACAUACAGUUUCAAAUAACACAUUUUACGAACUAAUUUUUAAUAAUUCAUCUAGAAGCAUCAUGAACAUAAUGAUCUAUUAUCUAGUAAUUCUGCAUUUCCUUUAGUACUUGAUUACCAAACUCUUUUUUCAAUGAUGAGCUUAUAAAGUGUAUCGAUGUUAUUAUUUUGUCAUUUUAAUAAGAAACAGGGAUCUUACUGCCCACUUGGGGUAGAUAAGUAACUCGCAUCUACAAAACUAUUCGUAUUGGAAGUGGAAAAUUGUAAAAACUAAUAUGCAUAUGACAUAAGGUGGUUUCGAAACUUUCUAAAGUGCCAAUUGUAGAGAAAAAUGUUUUUCAAUUAACGACGGAAAGGCAUUGACUUUAUGCCUUGACAAUGCCUGGUAUGAAUUUUAUUUUUGUUUCCUAGAUGCUUUUAGCUGAUUGUCACUUACCUUACAUUAAGUUUAUUUUAUGAAAUAUGCCAACAUUUUUCAUAUGCGGUUAGGAUGAGUGGCAUCUUGUUUCUUGAAUUUGUGACCAUUUAUCAUUAAGUAGCUCUAAUGUAAUCUACAAGAAACUGCCAGCCUUCUACAUUCUGUGCAUCUUGCUUCUUGAAAAAAAUUAGGGACCUGUGUAGGUGAAUGAUUUGUUCUCAUUUAGGAUGUCUACUCUUUGUCAGAGAUGGCAGCGACUGAAAUAGAUUUGUGGAUUUUUCCGUACAUCAUAGUAAUAUCUAUCAAGAAAUAGUGAUAUUUCCAUGGAUAUGUGAUUGCUUAUUGGACUAUAAAAGUUUUUUGACGGAUGAAGUGUGGAUCUAUCAGAGUCAACUUCUAUCUUUCUAAAUUACUCAAUUUUGUGGAAUGUGCCCUUGUGAUUAAUUUAAUGGCGAUGUCUAUUUGAUGCUGUGUUUUCAAUCCUAUUCUUUUCUUAGGUACCUGAAUUCUCGUUUCUCAAUCCUAUUCUUUUCUUAGGAUUGAGAGCACAACAUUUGAUGGUGAUGUCUAUUUGAUUCGUUUCUUAGGAUUUUUCUCAAUCCUAUUCUUUUCUUAGGUACCUAAAUUCUCGUUUCUGCUUCAUCAUGCAAUAGAUUUCCGAAUUCAUGUUUCUAUCUUUGUUUUUGUAUUCUUUUCUAUUUUUUCCAUUCCGUCUCGUCUAUGUGAUUACAUUGCAUGCCAUCGUUAGUGUUUUACUAUCUGCUGCUUAAAAAAUAGGAUUACAUGAUUUUACUCUCCACUUCCAUGUCAGGACCAAAAAAUAUCCGGUCAAACACAAUCGUCUACAUGUCUUUCAUUCAUGAAUUCGAGUUAUUAAAUUAUGUUUGCAGGUUUAUCGUAUCCACAAGGACAUCCAGUCGUCUGUGGGCAUCAAAUGUAACAUUAUUUAAGGUACUUAACUCGUCAUCUUAUCUCAGUCUUUCACUUUUUUUACCUGAAAAGCUUGUAAAGGUUUUGGUAUUGAUUAAUUCAUAUAGGGUCUGCGAAGUCGUGAAGAAGAAGACACGAUCUCUAGCAAAUUUUUACUGAAGGUAUGGCUUGUUAAACGUAGCUAUCAUUUUUUUGGUUUUUAUAAAUAUUUAUCUAAAUAAAUUUCCUACCUGCCUUUUUCUUAUUAUUUUUGCAAGAAUUUGUAAUCGCAAAAAAUAUUCCAAAAUUUACCCAGUUUUCGCAUUUAUUUCUUUUCUAAUUGUUCAUGAUUUUGGAUCUGGGUAAUAAACUCGUUAGCCAACGGGUGGUUUGUUGUUUGUAUAAUCUAAGGAGGGUAUUUUAGUCUUUUUACCAAAUUGAUAUAGUACCUGGAAAAUGUUCCUGAGCUGGUGCAUACAACUGUAGCUCCUCUGCUAGUUUCUCUUGCUUUUUGAAUUCUUCAUUUCACAACUAUUAACUUUGUUUUUUUUGAAUGCGAAAUGGGGAUGCUUAGGGUGAUUUUAUAGCUGGACCUCAAACCAACAUGAUUCAUACCGAAAGUCCCACCAUUAACUAUAAAAAAAAAAAGAAGAAAUAAAGGUAGACUUGUGAUAUGUCCGAACUCAAAUGUUAUAGGCAUAUGCAGCAUUUCUUACGCUAUAUUCUCAAUUCCCUACAGAAUUCUUUAGAUUUAUUUGAUCACGAUAGUUUGGUUGUCAUAUUUGCCAAAUGAAGGUCAACCAUUCCAAUUAGACGGAAGAUAUUUUGUGCACAGAAUACCAAUACUCUAUGCUUCUACUUCCUACUCACUCUUGCCCUGUCAGUCUGAGGUGAAUCUACUGUGUGUUUGCCAAUUUUUCUUCUCUGUGAAAGUCCAUGUCAUGGUUUAAAGGUUAACCACUGUUCAAUCGACAGUUCAACUGAUGGCUUGGGUUAGUGUUGAUUGCUAUGGGAAGCCUUGGAGGCAUGAUAACGAACACUAAGGAUCAUUUUCAUAUUCGGUAACCAGACAUUUCAUGCUCAAAUCAUACAUUGGAAAGUUCUAAAUCAUGCCCAAAGUUGCAUGUUCAACGUGGCCUUUUAUAUAAUCGUUCUCUUUUCUUGUUUGCAAAAAGUUGGGUGUGCUUUUUUUCUUUUGAUUAUUCCAUGGCAUUUCGGAUGUUUUACAUAAUAUUGGUUCGAACUUUCUUCCUCGUGUUCUUAUCAUAAUAUUUCCUUUUAUGCAUAUUAUGUCUAAGGCUAUUGGAGAUGCAUGCCAAGUAUGUGGUACGUCUGACUCGGAACUAACUGAAGUGGAAGAUUCACAUGAAUUGGAAAAGCUGUUUGACGAGGAUCAAGAGUUACAGCAACUUAUUAAUGGGGAAAUAUGCAUGAAAGUAUAUCCAUUUGGUAAUUAUUGAAAUAUUCCAGUCACUUACGACUACAUGAGAAUAAUUAAGUUAUCCGUUUUGGAGAUAAAUCUUAUUCAGGUGCAUGUACUUUCAGAUACUUGUACGUACAGUUCAGAUCAAAAGAUUAUACUUUCGGGAUCAUUUAAUCCCUUACAUGAUGGACACCUAAAGCUUUUGGAAGUGGCAUCAAGGUUAACAACUAAUUUUUUACUUCCACAUACUGAUGUAUGCAAGUUGAUUGCAGAUCCUUAGUAUUUGUCUGGAUCAUUUCAGUUGUAAAGAAAAAAACUGGAUCAUUUUUAGGAUUUUCUAUGAAGAGAAAAUUCAUCUCCAUAUAGACAAGACUAUCUUUAUGACAAAUUAAGUACUUGAUGACCAAUUAUUUUUGUGACUCUAAAUAAUUUAGCUGCAUGUCGACAAUUGCUUAUGGUUCUAUCAUGAAAUUAUCUCUUCUUACCUAAAUAGCAGUGUGAAAACAUUCAUGAUUACGAAAAAAUGUUUUAACUGGUUAUGCUUUAAUAUCAGCUUUUUAACAUUCUGACUAAUUUAUGUCUUCUGUAGUAUGCUUUGCAAUAGGGUUCCUUGCUUUGAGAUUUCAGUUGUAAAUGCGGAUAAACCACCAUUAUCAAUAGCUCAGAUCAAAGAGCGAGUGAUUCAAUUUAAGAAAGCUGGUGUGUGCUUUUCUGUCUCAAAUUCCUUUUUAGUGCGACAUAUUUAGUUUUAAUUAGACUCGUUGACAAUGAUUAAUAUUUUACGAGAUUUUUAUAUUCUUUGAGUUUUUUUUUAGAUUCAUGUCUAGUGUUUUCACUUCUAUAUGAAAAACCAGAUCCAAUAUCCUUCAUACGAAAUGUUGACCCAGGCAUGAAUCUCUGGUACUGAGACUAACAUAAUAAAGGGAUAAAAACAAACCGAUAUGAAGAUUUAGAAGUAUUAAAUAUUAAAUAUUAUGGAAUAAUUAAUACUGUGUUACCAGAAUCCAAUAAAAGUUUAAAAUUUAUGUCAAUCAAAGAUUGUUCUUUUAUAACUCAUAAACCUGAAAAAUGUAAAAGAAGACAAUUAUCAAAAUAGUAUCGGUAAAGCAUCAACAAACAACCUUGAUCAAAUAACAUGUAUAAAAGUCACCCGUCAGGUUAUAAACUUUAUUUAUGAACUAUUUCUGUUUUCACAUACUGCAAUUUUUAAGAUGCUCUAUGUUAGGAUUACUGACUUGUCAUGUUUCACAUUGAUAAUAUUAUAUAAAUUGCAUGCUAUGUAUAAGUUUUAGAUUACUCAUUCUAUGACAUUUAUAUCUCUAUUUUUUCACAAAGAUUUUCAAGGCAUUGCCUAAAUGAUGCAUUUCCCUAGGCUUCUAGAUCCCCCAGGUGAGAAACUGCUUGGGUGCUCACCAAGGUUGCCUUACCUCUGCUCUCCAACUCAUAUUGUUGUGAUUCUAGCUGCGAAAAAAAUGUUUGCCUUCUGAUCUAUUGCUAUUUAUCUGCAGUUGAAUAGUGGACUUCAUGUAAGGACAAUCUAGUGGUGAUUUAAACGGUUAAGAUGAUAUUUAUUGCAUAUAUAUUAGUAUUUACUAUAAAGAGUUAUUUAUUAAAUAGAGUUAAUUGUUUUCAAAAAAAGUGUUUACUUAGUGUUGGUUCUUAUUAAUUCUUUUUAAAAUAUAUAUAUUUUAAUAUUUUGAUCUUCCACACUUAAAAGAUUUUUAUUUUUUUGCAAACAGAAUUUUUUCAUAUAGCUAAAGAGAAUAAUGAAUGUCACUAAUCCAAAUGAUUUAUUUUAGACGUUUUUGUAUGAGAUUGAUGGUCUUUGGCACCUAAUGUAGUGUCAUACCUCGGGUAAUACCUGGUUCACUAACUUUUAUUCUACAGUUUAACAAUAUAAAUUAGAUGUUCUUGCCUUCUUGGCUACAUAAGUUUUCUCUGUCUGGAGAAUUCAAAAGUUUGAUUUUUAUAUGUGUAAACUAUGCAAUAAUUUUGCAGUUUUCGUAAUGCCAUGGUGAUUGUUUCUCUACACAGGGAAGACAGUCAUUCUAUCAAAUCAGCCAUAUUUCUACAAGAAAGCUGAGUUGUUUCCCGGUAGUGCAUUUGUUAUUGGUGCAGACACUGCCGCAAGGCUUAUUCAUGUAAGAAAUCUGAACUUGUUGUGUAUUGAUGUUCAGAUAAUACCACUGGAGACAUAUAUGCCCGUUUGUGUCUAUACUUCAUGAGAUUGAUAGUUAUAAGUUGGCUAUAUAAUGAUUGUCAACCCUUCAUGUUUGUUCUUUCUUUGUUAGACCCAUUAUAUAUAAAAAUGGUUUACACUAUAUGAUGAGCAUUGUUUGAGAGAUAUACAUCAUCAGUAAAAAUGUAUCACUACCAUGCAUGUGAGUUUGGGAAUAAACAACAGUAUGAUGUUAACUAUCGUCAUACAUUUACUCUUGUUGCUGAUAUGAAAAUGGUUAAAACUCUUUUUGCACUUGUUGUCUCUAAAUCAUAUCCCAGCUUUCAAAUGGGCGCAAAAAAUACAUUUUUUAAUGGUGACGUGGAUGGAGAAGCAUUGAUGACGUGGCAAUAGGGAAAUACAUUGAACUCACCGUACUUUAUUUGAAGCAUGAAAAAAUCUUUACUGAUAUGUUCGGACUGAUUCAUUGAGUUGAGGACUACCAUUCUACAUGCAUAAUUUUAAUACAGCUGACAAGAUCCGUCUCUCUUUUGAGAAUGGCGUUCUAGUGGUCUUGCUCUCUUAUUACAUAAGUUAAUGUGUUGUUGAGUUCUGUGGAUGAUUCCACGAACGGGGCAUGUUAAAAACAUUUUUCAAUAGUCAUUUCGGAUAAAAGAUGUGGGUUAUUCAUUCACUUCUUGGAUGAGGCACAUAGAUCCCCAGUUGUAUUCUUUUUGAAUCAGCGCAUCCUUGUGAAGCUUGAUUUCUUUCUCUUGAUCAGAUAACAACACAAUUUAAUUCACAUAUGGACGCUAAUCUUUUGUUAAAAAUUUAUGAUCACUGUCAACGUUUUGUAAGCUUCUUAUGUUUUAACUUUACUUGGCCUGGUAUAUCCUAUGCUAUAAAUACAGCGUGCCACUUCAUGAAUGAUUCUUUGUCAUUGACACUUUGCCGCGACUCAUAAGAUUAUUCACUACCUGAAAGGCACUUCUCAUCAUGGAUUGCUCUAUAGGCUGAUGCAGAUUCCGUUCGCUGUCCUAAUCUGAGAUGGUUAAUUACGUCUGAUGCAGUCUGGCUUUCUGAUGCCAUGGUCAUUGUUUUCUAUCUUCGGUCCCAAUACCACACCUUGGUUGAGACGGGACUCAAUUUGUUUGUUAGAAUACAUAUUCUCGGAGAAAUUUUACCAUUCCCUGAUGGUAGAGGCCAUGGAUGAUGCCAUGGCCAGCAGAGGAGAAGACAACAGAAAACAGAGACAGGCAUAGGUGGACAUCAAUGCAACAUAUGUACGGAUAUUUUUGCCUCCCAAAUCAUGCUAUGUCCUCUUUAAUGAAACCAGUCAGACGUCUAGUUUAAUUUCCCCUAGGUUCUAUUAAGGGUCUUGUCUGGUUAUUUUAACUGCUCGAAUCAGGUCCUUUAAUAUUUAGUCGGUUUUUGCAUUAAUUAUGAAUGUGGAUACUAGGUAAGUCGCUGUUUAUUCCUUAACUAGUUGAGGUUGAGAGUCGUGUGCAGCAUAAUGAAAUAAUUUUCUGUAGUUCUGUCCGUCAUGUAAAUUUCCGUCCCUAUUCGCAUUAUUUGUGAAAAAUUCUCCCUUUUAGAUUCUGGGGUGAAAUCUUUAAUGAACUCAAACCUGUCUUUUUCAGCCAAAAUAUUAUGGAGAAAGCUAUCACCAGAUGAUUGAAAUCCUGAAUGGCUGCAAAAGAUUAUCUUGUACAUUCCUCGUUGGUGGUCGAAAAAUUGAUGGCGAUUUUAAGGUGUGCCAUGAUGAAGUGACCUCAAAUAUUGUUCUUUGACAUCACAGGGAAAACCUUAACAAAAUGUGUAUAAAAUUAUCAGGUUCUUGACGAUUUAGCUAUUCCAGAGGAACUGAUGGACAUGUUCAUCUCGAUACCCGAGGACAGGUUCCGAUCGGAUAUAUCAUCGACAGAGAUAAGAAAAAGCCAUGGAAUUUAA
Spirodela intermedia is the source of this 18033-nucleotide messenger RNA. The record is from the annotation of a GenBank genome assembly. NCBI's taxonomy places the organism in Eukaryota, Viridiplantae, Streptophyta, Magnoliopsida, Alismatales, Araceae.